AUGCCCUUGGCCAUACGGGUCAAACUCAUGAAAGUAGUGCUCAUGCCCACUAUCACCUCUUUCGGUCGGUCGCGACAAUGGAACCAGGAACACUUACACAGGUUACAACGAGUGGUGCACCGAGCGAUCCAUCGCUGCUUCAACGUCCGUCCGCAAUGGCUGCAACAACAUCAUGUCAAGCGCCGGGAUAUGGCGGCUUUCGUGGGGUGGGAGCCAGUGGAGGCCACUUUAGGGCGCCAGUGUCUGAACUGGCUUGGCCAUGUGGCGAGAAUGAAAAAGGAGGAACUUCCCAAACUGGCACUAUGUGGAUGGUGGUCCGGCUACAAGAUCAAACAACGCCCAAAGUUCCGACAGCAGCAAUGGAUCCAGUACCUUCUGGCCCAGAUCAAGACAAGUGAGCUGGACUGGUUUCGGUUGGCCCAAGAUCGCGAGGCCUGGCGACGAGAAGUGGCGGAAACAUACCCAGCACCUGAAAUGACACCGGCGAAAAAGAGCAAGGGUCAACCAAUGGAGGCCCCAUAG
This is a messenger RNA of Symbiodinium natans, 522 nucleotides long. Lineage: Eukaryota; Dinophyceae; Suessiales; Symbiodiniaceae. The record is from the annotation of a GenBank genome assembly.